Molecule: messenger RNA, 6521 nt
Organism: Loxodonta africana (African savanna elephant)
Lineage: Eukaryota; Metazoa; Chordata; Mammalia; Proboscidea; Elephantidae
Product: zinc finger protein 420-like
Biological process (GO): regulation of DNA-templated transcription
Source: RefSeq, a predicted model, not a curated record
CUCAGGGUGGAGCAUUGCCCUGAGCCUGGGAGGAGGCCAAAGGCCUGUCACUCCCUGCUUCCUCCACACUGUUUCCUCCCUAUCCUUCCAUUUCAGGCCUCAGGUGUGGUGCAGGGAGAACUAGUCCAGUCCAGGCAGCUGGGGACCUCAGGUGACUAUCUUGCACAUUCCUCAAUCACAGGGAAGGAUUUCAAGUGCUCAGACUGGUGUGUGGGCCAAGCAUUAUUCAUCUGCCUCCAAAUUGCCCAGGCCUCUGCUUCCCGUCCUGUCCCUCUUCCUGGAAGUGGCUUCUUGGGCUCAGAGACGACAUUCCCUUAGACUUGCAGAAACUGGAGAAGGAAAUGGACUCAGUGGUCCUUGAGGACGUGGCUGUGGCCUUUAGCCAGGAAGAGUGGGCAUUGCUGGAUGUUGCUGAGAGGAAACUCUACAGAGAUGUGAUGAUGGAAACCUUCAGAAACCUGACCUCAGUAGGUAAGAAGGAAUGUGGGAAAGCCUUUAUUCAUUGCUCCCAUCUCACUUCACAUAGAAGAGCUCACAGUGGAGAGAGGCCUCAUGAAUGUAAGGAAUGUGGGAAAGCCUUUAUUCGUUCCUCCGACCUCACUUCACAUAAAAGAACUCACAGUGGAGAGAAACCUUAUAAAUGUAAGGAAUGUGGGAAAGCCUUUACUAGUUCCUCCAACCUCACUAAACAUAAAAGAACGCACAGUGGAGAGAAACCUUAUGAAUGUACGGAAUGUGGGAAAGCCUUUACUUGUCGGUCAUCCCUUCGUAAACAUAAAAGAGCUCACAGUGGAGAGAAACCUUACGAAUGUAAGGAAUGUGGGAAAGCCUUUCUUCGUUCCUUCAGCCUUACUUCACAUAAAAUAACCAGUGGAGAGAAACCUUAUGAAUGUACGGAAUGUGGGAAAGCGUUUACUCGCCGCUCAUCCCUUAAUAAACAUAAAAGAACUCACAGUGGAGAGAAACCUUAUGAAUGUAAGGAAUGUGGGAAAGCCUUUAUUUUUUCCUCCCAGCUCGCUUCACAUAAAAGAACUCACAGUGGAGAGAAACCUUAUGAAUGUACGCAAUGUGGGAAAGCAUUUAAUUGUUCCUCAGCCCUCACUAGGCAUAAAAAUGCUCACAAUGGAGUGCGGCGUUAUGAAUGUACGGAAUGUGGGAAAGCCUUUCGUUAUUCCUCAGUCCUCAAUGUACAUAAAAGAACUCACAGUGGAGAGAGGCGUUACAAAUGUAAGGACUGUGGGAAAGCCUUUGUUCAUUGCUCCAAUCUCACUUCACAUAAGAGAACUCACAGUGGAGAGAAACCUUACGAAUGUGCGCAUUGUGGGAGAGCCUUUGUUCAUUCCUCCCACCUCACUUCUCAUAAGAGAACUCACAGUGGAGAGAAACCUUACGAAUGUGCUCAUUGUGGGAAAGCCUUUAGUUGUUAUGCAACCCUCUAUAAGCAUAAAAGAACUCACAACGGAGUGAGGCCUUAUGAAUGUACAGAAUGUGGGAAAGCCUUUAUUCAUUCCUCCAGCCUGACUUCACAUAAAAGGACUCACAGUGGAGAGAAACCUUAUGAAUGUACUGAAUGCGGGAAAGCCUUUACUAUUCGUUCAUCCCUUGGUAGACAUAAAAGAAUUCACAGUGGAGAGAAACCUUAGGAAUGUAUGGAAUGUGGGAAAGCCUUUACUUGUCACUCAUCCCUUAGUAAACAUAAAAGAACUCACAGUGGAGAAAAACAUUAUGAAUGUAAGGAAUGUGGGAAAGACUUUAUUCGUUCCUCCCAGCUCGCUUCACAUAAAAGAACUCACAGUGGAGAGAAACCUUAUGAAUGUACGGAAUGUGGGUAAGCCUUUAUGCAUUCCUCCAGCCUCACUUCGCCUAUAAGAACUCACAGUGGAGCGAGGCCUUAUGAGUGUAAGGAGUGUGGGAAAACCUUUUUUCAGAACUGGAACCUCACUAAGCAUGUCAGAAUUCACCAUGGAGAAAGGCCCUAUAAACAUAAGCAAUGUGGAAAGCCUUUAGUUGUUCCUCAGACCCCACUUUACAUAUAAGAACUCACAGAGAGUUGAUUAUUCUAAUGUCAAAAGUGGGAUGUUUUGUCCUUACUGUUAUGAUUUUGAUAAAUUUCUGAAAGUCAGCAAUUAAAGACGAAAGUUUCUUGGUAAGUAAGAAAUCAAUACUAACUUAAAAGAACGGAUCAUUAAGAGUAAUUUAUGCCUUUGGGAGAAAUGAUAGUUUCAUUGUAAUUGUGGGACUGUCCUCAUUGGUGUUUGUUACUUUCUUAGUCCAAGCUAAACUUCACCUUUCUGAAAGUCGUUGCUAUUACAAAUGAGGCUGCAGGGAAUAAUUGGCUUCAUAUUAUUUAACGUUAUUGUCGAUGUUAUUUUGCAAGCAAUUAAAUAUGCUCAUCUUGUAUUUGGUUCAGACUGUUUUGUCAUAUUUGAAACGUUCUUUCCAUUUUUUCCUAUUGUAAAGUAAGCUAUUUUAUCUAUUAUAAUUAAUAACUCAUAGUGGUACUUUGAGUCUGUGUAGAUAUUCUGUUUUUCGUUGUAUUUUGGCCUACUAAUUUUAGUAUUCAAAGAUAAUUACAUAUCAUUAUUACUGUGGUGUUUACCAGAUGAUGUUUUUUGUCCCAAUGUCCAAAAAUACUAUAUCUAUUAAUUGGAAUUCUGAAGGAAACAGCUUUUCCUUCUCCCCUAUUUUAUCAUGUUUUUAAAUGUUCGUAGUAGGAUACGCAGUCCACAGAUUAUGAAGGAGUUCCUUCCCUAACUAUGUGUUUAAGUUGAAUUUUCAUGUUGGAACAGUUAGGUAUAAUUGUAAAUAUGUAACAUCGUUUAGUCGACUGUUUUCCUUAGAAUAUACUAUAUGACGUACCUUUCUGUGCUUAAAAAGGUUUUAAAGAAACACUUCUGGUUACAAUAAAACAUUGUUAACAUAAUAGUACAGUAACAACAGUAAUGACGUUCUGAUGCACAUUACAACGUUGUAACCCUAUGUUAUUACGAAACUCUGCCACUUCAUUGGGUUCUCUUUUGAUACGCUUCUCUCACCUCUGACUUGGGGAGGCAAGGAGGCUGCCCUCCUAGGCACUGCACAUGUGACUCCCCUCCAUAGGGUAGUGGGGGAGGGAAGUACAGAGCACGGACCCCACCCCUGCACGAUUCCUUAUCUGACCUUACAGGGGACUUCGGCCUGUGCCCAGUUCCAAACAGUAAGAACAAGCAACACGGUGACACCGCAUCACCACUGGGCAAGGGAUGCAGGACUUGAGUUCCUGCAGGAGAGGAUCUUCAUUUCUAAUAGGAUGAGCCAGAUUGGAAAGUCAUGAGUCAGUCCAGUAAAUGACUGGGAGGUGGGCAUACAACAGGUAAAGAUGGAGAGAAGCUGGUAUAGAUAAAAGACAGUAAAAGAAACAAGGGAUUUUACGUGAGAGUCGAAGAAGAUCAACCCCGAAACAGUACUAAGGAUUGAGACUAAUGCUGACUUCACUGCUGGAAUCAGAGGUACAAAGGGUGAGAGAUAAAAUUGAAAGCAUUGAAUUGAUUUUUUAAAAUCCAGAAGGAACUUGGAGAAGAUACUUUUUCACAAAAAAAUAGUGUCCACAAACAAGAUCACUGGGAAUUAUAGGGAAAAAGGUUUACCCUCUUUAACCCAUCUCUGUUUUCCUUACCCUGAGUUCUUUAUCCUCUUUUUCUUUCCAUUCCAUCAGUCUUUUCCAACUUUUAUAGCUCUGCUUUAUUCUGUUUAUUUUUGUAUGUAUCUUUAAGUUCAUGUUAUUUGGUUCCACAAUCAACACCCAUGGAAGGAGCAGUCAAGAAAUCAAAAGACACAUUGCAUUGGGUAAAUCUCCUGCAAGAGACCUCUUGAAAGUGUUAAAAAGCAAAGAUGUCACCCUGAGAACUAAGGGACACAUGACCCAAGCCAGGGUGUUUUGAAUUGCCUAAUUUGCAUUUGAAAGCUGGGCAGUGAAUAAAAAAGACAGAAGAAUUGAGGCCUUUGAAUUGUGGUGUUGGGAAAGAGUAUGGAACAUACCAUGGACUGCCAAAAGAACGAACAAAUCUGUCUUGGAAGAAGCACAACGAGAAUGCUCCCUGGAAGGAAGAAUGGAGAGACUGUGUCUCACAUACUUUGGACGUGUCGUCUGGAGGGAUCAGUCCCUGGAGAAGGGCAUCACGCUUGGUAAAGCAGAGGGUCAGUGAAAAAGAGGAAGAGCCUCAAUGAAAUGGAUUUACAGAGGCUGCAGUAGUCGGUUCAAGCUUAGCAGAUAUUGUGAGGAUGGUGCAGCACCUGACAGUGUUUUGUUCUGUUGUACAUGAGGUCACAAUGAGUCGGAAUCGACUCAGUGGCAUGUAACAACAACUGUCUUUAAGUUCAUGAAACCUAUCUCCUGGUGUGUAUCGAAUGAUAUGAAACCUAUCUACCCCCUUUAAUUUUGCAAUUAUAUGUUUAAAUACAGAAUUUGUGACUAGGUUUGGUGUUUUAUAUCUGUUUGUAUGUUUCUGUUGUCUAGGCUCGUUCAUUCCCAGUGUGUCUGAUAAUUUGUUGUUCUUUGAUAGACUUUAUAUUCUUUAGCUUUUCUUUUUAUUUUGAACCAUGUUUAAAAUAUAGGAAAUAAAACCAAGACUUGUUUAUAUAUUUGUUGUAAAGUCUCAUCAGCUGUCAAUAUGUUAGAUGUUUCAAUUAAAGAGACAAUUGAAGAUAUAAUUUUUCUUCCAAAGGAAUUUUUUUUUUUUUUUUUUUAGUGGCUGGAGUUACUAUUACGAAUCUCAGAAAUCUUAGAACGUUCAGAGCUCAGUAUUUCCUUUUGGAUGACUCUCGGCCAGGCCAUGUAGUCCCUGUGAUACAUGGAUAUGGCUCCCACUUUUGGGAAGCCUGAACUCCAACUUCUGCCCGUACAUCUGAACCUCAUUUCCAUAGUUUUCUAACUGAGCCACCCUCCUGUUGGUUAAGUUCAUGUGAAAUGCUUGACUGCUCUCUCUCGUUCCAUAUUCGCCUAAAUUGUGCCCAGCAACUUCUCAAGAUUUUAUUUUUUUAUAAUUUUAGAAAGAUGUAUUUUAUUUCAUCCAGUGUGUUUUUUUAUUGUGCUUUAAGUGAAAGUUCACUAAUCAAGUCAGUCUCUCACAUAAAAACUUAUAUACACCUUGCUACACACUCCCAAUUACUCUCCCCCUAAUGAGACAGCCCACUCUCUCCCUCCACUGUCUCUUUUUGUGUCCAUUUCGCCAGCUUCUAACCCCCUCUACCCUCUCAUCUCCGCUCCAGGGAGGAGAUGCCAGCAUAGUCUCAAGUGUCCACCUGAUCCAACAAGCUCACUCCUCACCAGCAUGCCUCUCUAACCCAUUUUCCAGUCCAAGCCAUGUCUGAAGAUUUGGCUUCAGGAAUGGUUCCUGUCCUGGGCUAACAAAAGCUCUGGGGGCCAUGACUACCGAGGUCCUUCCAGUCUCAGUCAGACCAUUAAGUCUGGUGUUUUUAUGAGAAUUUGGGGUCUGCAUCCCAGUGCUCUCCUGCUCCCUCAGGGGUUCUCUGUUGUGUUCCCUGUCAGAGCAGUCAUCGGUUGUAGCUGGGCACCAUCUAGUUCUUGUGGUCUCAGGAGGAUGUAGUCUCUGGUUCAUGUGGCCCUUUCUGUCUCUUUGGCUCGUAAUUACCUUGGGACCUUGGUGUUCUUCAUUCUCCUUUGCUUCAGGUGGGUUGAGACCAAUUCAUGCAUCUUAGAUGGCUGUUUAAUAGCAUUUAAGACCCCAGACGCCACUCUUCAAAGUGGGAUGCAGAAUGUUUCCUUAAUAGAUUUUAUUAAUGCCAAUUGACUUCUAUGUCGCCUGAAAUCAUGGUCCCCAAACCUCUUCCCUUGCUGCACUGUCCUUCGAAGCAUUCAGUUUAUUCAGGAAACUGCUUCUUCUCAGUUUAAACUAUUUCUCAAGUUCUUAUAAUAGUCGUCUUAUACAAUAUUUGUCCUUUUGCAACUGACUAAUUUCACUCAGCAUAAUGCCUUCCAGGUUCCUCCAUGGUAUGAAAUGUUUCACAGAUUCCUCACUGUUCUUUAUCGAUGCCUAGCAUUCCAUUGUGUGUGAAUAUACCAUAAUUUAUCCAUUCAUCUGUUGAUGGACACCUCGGUUGUUUCCAUGUUUUUGCUAUUGUACACAGUGCUGCAGUAAACAUGGGUGUGCAUAUAUCUGUUCUUGUAAAGGCUCUUAUUUCUCUAGGAUAUAUUCCGAGGAGUGGGAUUGGUGGAUCGUAUGGUAGUUCUAUUUCUAGCUUUUAAAAAAGAAAAAUUAAGGAAGCACCAAAACGAUUUCCAAAGUGGUUUUACCAUUUGACAUUCCCACCAGCAGUGUAUAAGUGUUCCAAUCUCUCCACGGCCUCUCCAACAUUUAUUAUUUUGUGUUUUUUGUAUUAAGGCCAACCUUGAGGGAGUGAGAUGAAAUCUCAUCGUAGUUUUGAUCUGCAUUUCUCUAAUGGCUAAUGAUGGUGAACGUUUCCUCAUGUAUCUGUUAGCUACCUGAAUGUCUUUAGUGAAGUGUCUAUUCAUAUGUCUUACC